UCCUCAUUCUCCAAGAUGAGAGACUCGGUCCUCUCCGUCAUCUUUGCCUUGGCACUUUUCUUGGAGAGCUACACACCGUCCAUGGCGAUCCCGAUGGGCAAGAUGGAGGACACAGCCUUGGAGCAAGAUACUCUAGACUCUCUACUGAACGAAGAGGUGGCCGAUAAAAACCCUGAUUCAGUCAGAAGCGGGAGCUCCAAGAUCAUCGUGUUGGCAGACUCAGGCAUGUGGAAGAACCUGAACAGAGGACUUCCUCUCUACAAGCUGAAAGCUGCAGCUGCAGGACUUGACAGAGCCCUGACCCUGGACCGCAGAGAGGCUGACCAGGACCUGAACCCCAGCAUCUCCAUUGUCAGGAGGGACACCAUGAGGUGCAUGGUGGGAAGGGUGUACCGGCCUUGCUGGGAAGUGUAG
Oncorhynchus nerka (sockeye salmon) is the source of this 414-nucleotide messenger RNA. RefSeq names its product pro-MCH 2. Gene Ontology annotation, molecular function: melanin-concentrating hormone activity; type 1 melanin-concentrating hormone receptor binding. Gene Ontology annotation, biological process: chemical synaptic transmission; behavior. The transcript has a single exon. Lineage: Eukaryota; Metazoa; Chordata; Actinopteri; Salmoniformes; Salmonidae. The record is from RefSeq and is a predicted model, not a curated record. The coding region runs from base 16 to 414 and encodes 132 amino acids.